AUGGUGGAGACUGCAAUUAAGUCUAAUGAGGUGCCAGAAAAAACACCAGUAAUGAUUGAAACGCUUAAUAAAGUUUGGGAAUCACAAUUGGAUAUUGAGUUUAGAAUUUUGGUGCUUGACUUGAUUUUCCAUAUGUUGGAUGCUGAUUUGCAAAUUGAGAAGAAGGGGUCGCAGAAUUUGGCUUUGAAGUGCUUUCGAUAUGCCAGGUUUUUAUACCUUUUGUUAGUUUGGUUUUCACAUAUGGACAUAGGUUUCCUUACGUGUUUGAUCAAAUUGGAACGCCUUGCCCAAGUUGCACAGAUUUUUAAUAAUCUUUUAUCGAAGAAAACUACUCUUGUUGCCUAUCAACAUGCUUUUGAUCCUUACGAAAAUGCACCUCAAGAGUUUUUGGAACAACUCAAAGAACUUUUAUUCAAAAAAGAAGAUUCUCCAGAAAAUGAAGAAACAAAGCCUUCCCCAGAAAAUAAUAAUUUAAAAUCAAUCCUUAGCGGUGAAGAAACGAUUAAGCAUCACAUGCAAUUUUUGAUAAAGAAUAACCACACGGAUAUGUUGAUUUUGAAGAAUAUAAAAGAUGUAGUCCGAGGAUCGUGUGCUCAUAAUGCUACUGUUAUUGCCAAUGAGAAUUUGGAUUGGAUUUCUGAAGCGACCAAUUGGAAUAAAUUCAAUGCUGUUGCAUCACUUGGGUUGAUUCAUAAGUGA
Molecule: messenger RNA, 699 nt
Organism: Meloidogyne enterolobii
Lineage: Eukaryota; Metazoa; Nematoda; Chromadorea; Rhabditida; Meloidogynidae
Source: the annotation of a GenBank genome assembly